This is a messenger RNA of Hyaloscypha bicolor E, 1347 nucleotides long. RefSeq lists its product as uncharacterized. Gene Ontology annotation, molecular function: ATP binding; histone H3T3 kinase activity. The record is from RefSeq and is a predicted model, not a curated record. NCBI's taxonomy places the organism in Eukaryota, Fungi, Ascomycota, Leotiomycetes, Helotiales, Hyaloscyphaceae. Gene Ontology annotation, biological process: mitotic cell cycle; protein phosphorylation; intracellular signal transduction. Bases 1 to 1347 code for a protein of 448 amino acids. Gene Ontology annotation, cellular component: nucleus; cytoplasm. The transcript is spliced from 2 exons.
AUGCCUCCCCUCCGGAAGUAUGGGACGAAAAGAUCCACCGCCUCCGCCGCCAUUUUCGGCCGGUCUCCCAUCGCCGCCCCCGCUUCCGUCCCAGCUCCUCCUACCCUCCGCGACCCCCUCGGAGAGCUUUCGACCAAUCUCGGUGCUCUCGUCCUAGUGGACACAGCCAAAGUCUCGUCCAAGCCCGAGCCCGAACUCCUCCCACUCCUCAACCUCCUCCAUCUCUCCCCAAAAUCUUGGGGGACUGUCCUUUCCACCUCGGACACAACCCUCGAGAAGAUUGCCAAGGCCUCCUAUGCAGAGGUAUACCGUGCUACCAAUUCUGGGGGCACUUCAAUCCUCAAAGUAAUGGAAAUCAAGGUCUCAACAAAUCCAGAAUCACUCGAGAGUCGAACAGCCUGUGCCGUUGAGGAUGUUGUCUCUGAAUUGCGCAUCAUGAAUCAACUUACAGAACUCCCUGGCUUCGUCUUAUACAAGGACGCUCACCUCAUCCGAGGCAAACCAGUUCCUCAAAUCAAGCAAGCUUGGGAUGCCUGGGAGGAAAAAUACGAAGAAUCCAUGUUUCCCGACCCCGAUGUCUUCGGACCCACAUCUACCUUCCUUGUCAUUGAACUCGGCGACGCUGGCAGGGAACUGAAUGAUGAACCAAUGAAGCAGAUUGAGCAAGUCUGGGAUGUUCUGCUAGGCGUUGUCAUUGCUCUCUCGCGAGCUGAAGCAACCCACGAGUUCGAGCAUCGCGAUCUUCAUAACAGCAAUAUCUGCGUCAUCCAGAAAGGCAAUUUCGCCUCCAUCAACCCCAACAAUCACGGAAACCUCAAGUUCGGCUUCUCCGGUCUCGAGAUCACAAUCAUCGACUACGGCUUAUCUCGUGCAAAGCUUUCAAGCGGCGAAAUCGUAUUCAACAAUCUUGAAACCGAUCCUGGCCUCUUUAAAAGCACAGCUACCGGCGGCGAUAAAAUUCAAUUCGAUAACUACCGCCGUAUGCGCACCCACCUCCUCACUGGCGAACGUAAGAUGGCCGCGUUUUACACGCUGGAGCCCGAUCAAUCCAAGAAUGGCAAUGUCUGGUCCGAAUACAUCCCCUACACCAAUGUCCUCUGGAUUCGCUACCUGCUACACCACCUCGAACGAUCGUUCAAGGAGCACGGCGUCGAUCAGAAGGAGUUGACGGAGUUCAAGAACCAGACUAAGGAGUUGAAGACGAGGUUGGAUCCGAGGACUUUGGUGAAGAAUGGGGCGUUUGAGACGGCGGGUGGUGUGCUGGAUUUUGUUUGGGAGAAGGGGUGGGUCAGCCAGGAGCAGUUGGAGGAGAGAGGGGUUGAUACCACUAUUCUGAGUGAGGCAUGA